This is a messenger RNA of Racocetra fulgida, 166 nucleotides long. Lineage: Eukaryota; Fungi; Glomeromycota; Glomeromycetes; Diversisporales; Gigasporaceae. The record is from the annotation of a GenBank genome assembly.
UAUCAUUAAUGGAAUUCCUGGUACACACAUUAUUGAGUUUUUAAUUAUAUGUUCAGAUGAUAAUGCUGAUAUUAAAUUUAAAACAUUACUUAUUUGUGAAGGACUUGGCAAAAUUCUAGAAUUAUGUGGAUUUGAAAAGUCACUCGAAAACUCAGAUGCGAGGGUG